This is a messenger RNA of Thalassophryne amazonica, 1336 nucleotides long. RefSeq names its product heme oxygenase 1a (gene hmox1a). Gene Ontology annotation, molecular function: heme binding; heme oxygenase (decyclizing) activity. The transcript has 5 exons. The record is from RefSeq and is a predicted model, not a curated record. The coding region runs from base 79 to 885 and encodes 268 amino acids. Gene Ontology annotation, biological process: heme catabolic process; heme oxidation; response to oxidative stress. NCBI's taxonomy places the organism in Eukaryota, Metazoa, Chordata, Actinopteri, Batrachoidiformes, Batrachoididae.
GAAAGCGACAAAGCCGAUGUGUGACAGUCGAGUAACAUCGAAAGAAGUUACAACUGUUUAAUAAUACAGACUACAGGCAUGGAGAACAUGAAGACUGCAAGGGGAAAAGAUACAGGGAUCCCUGACAGUGAUUUAUCAGAGCAAAUUAAAGCAGCCACUCAGGACAGCCACAUCAAAGCCGAAAACACACAGCUGAUGCUGAAUUACCAGAAGGGACAAAUCAAGCUAUCACAGUACAAGGUGCUGUUGUGCUCCCUCUAUGAGAUCUACAAAGCUUUAGAAGAAGAGCUGGACAAAAAUGCCUCCCAUCCUGGUGUUGCACCAAUCUAUUUCCCCCAAGAACUUGGACGACUGGAAUCUCUAGAAAGAGAUCUGGAGCACUUCUUUGGCUCAGACUGGAGAAACAGAGUGGUUGUUCCUGCAGCCACACACAAAUAUGAACAGAGAUUACGACAGAUUGGCAAAGAGAACCCAGCGCUUCUCGUGGCUCAUGCCUACACCCGUUACCUUGGUGACCUGUCAGGAGGGCAAGUGCUGGGAAAAAUUACUCAGAAAUCUUUUGGACUGAGCAGCAAAGAUGGUGUUUCCUUUUUCUCCUUCCCUGGUGUGACCAACCCCAACCGCUUCAAACAGCUGUACAGGAGCCGGAUGAACAGCAUCGAGCUGACAGCGGAGGACAAGGCGGUAAUUCUAGAAGAGGCCGUCUCAGCAUUCGAGCUAAACAUCCAGGUUUUUGAUGACUUACAAAAAAUGUUGAGCAUCAGUAAUGAAACUGUUGAUGAACCAAACAACACCGUAAAUUUUACCUCUUCACCCGUAAUGCAGUUCACCAUGGGAGUACUCGUGGGCUUGGCCGCAGCUGGAAUGAGUCUCUACGCUAUGUAAUGCUGAAACUUACUAAUCAUUUAACAACCAAGAAUGAUGAUUUCAUAUCUAAAAUAUCAAACUACAAGCAAAGCUGUACUAUAGCAGUCAUUUAUGCUUUCUUACCUUUGCUGCGGAUGCAAUGUUUUCAGCCCGUUUUGCCGUGAGCAGGAUAUCACAAAAACAUAAACCGAUUUCAGUAAAAUUUGGUGGAGCGGUUCAGUUGUCUCAAAGCUUUCCAACUCACCUUUCUGCAAUUGCACAUAGUCUAUUUUAUCAAACAAUACGCAUGUUAACCUUUAGAUGCACAAAUGGAUCAAAAAUGACCUGGUGAGGUAGUUUUCUUGCAAUAUCUUUGUAAUGAAUAGUUAUCAUUUCAUAUUCCAGCUAUUUCUCAAAAAAGUUGCUUUUGAUAUCAUUCCAUUUAAAAUUUUCAGGUACCUUUUAUACUUUUAAAGAAACUGGAAUAUUU